AUGGACUUUGCAGCCUCCCUCCUCGAGCUCCAAGCAGAGGCCAGCUGCCCCCUCUGCCUGGAUUACCUGAGAGACCCAGUGACCACUGAGUGUGGACAUAACUUCUGUCGCUCCUGCAUCCAGCAGCGCUGGGAAGAUCUCCAGGACAUCUUUCCCUGUCCUGUCUGCCUCCACCAUUGCCCUGACAGGAACUUCAAGAAGAACACUCAACUAUGCCACAUAACUGAUAUUGUUAAGCAGAUUCCCACUACAGGGAGGGAGAGGGAACUGCAGGAAGAAAAACCCCUGUGUGUGAAGCAUCAUGAGGUUCUGACCCUGUUCUGUGAGGAGGACCUGGAGCUGUUGUGUCCCCAGUGCAGUGCCUCAUCAGACUAUGAGGAUCAGCCCCUGAUACCCAUUGAGGUAGCUGCAGCUAGUUACAGAAGGAGGCUCAAAAAUUAUCUUGAGGCACUGACAGUGGAGGUGGAAGAUGCUGAAACGGGAUUUGAAAACCAAGUGACAAAUAUUUUUGAAGUGCAGAAGAAGAUGGAGAGUUGCAGGAGAGAAUUACUCUAUGAAUGUAAAGAAUUUAAGAAUUCCUUGAAAGGAGAGCAAGAUGAAAUCAAUGCCAGUCUACUUGUGGAAGAGAAAGAUGUUAGAGAAAAACUAACUGAAAAUAGAGGGCAAAUUUCAAACCAUAUGCUCAUGCUAAAUAAUCUGUUAAUUGAAAUAGCAGAGAAGUAUUUCCAAACAGACCUGGAUUUACUCACAGAUAUUGAAAGUAUUCAUAAGAGGUAUGAAAAUUUAGCAACCCCAGCAGUCUUUUCAUAUGAAUUAAAGAAGGAGAUUUGCAUCCUCCCUCCACAUUAUUUUGGCCUGCAUAAAAUGAUCAGCACAUUUCAGGUAGAUUUGACCCUGGAUCCUGAAACUGCCCAUCCAAGUCUCUUAAUCUCAAGAGACAGAAAAAGUAUGACUUAUAAGGCACCAAGUGGUCUUCAUGAUCCCCAGUUUUAUAACUUUAUUCAACAGUCAGCAGUUAAUGCUUAUCCACAUUACUUGUUUGUAGAUUUUAGAAAGUGGUGA
This is a messenger RNA of Phyllostomus hastatus (greater spear-nosed bat), 1062 nucleotides long. RefSeq names its product putative tripartite motif-containing protein 61. Bases 1 to 1062 code for a protein of 353 amino acids. The record is from RefSeq and is a predicted model, not a curated record. Lineage: Eukaryota; Metazoa; Chordata; Mammalia; Chiroptera; Phyllostomidae. The transcript is spliced from 2 exons. Gene Ontology annotation, molecular function: zinc ion binding.